Molecule: messenger RNA, 1753 nt
Organism: Aureobasidium pullulans EXF-150
Lineage: Eukaryota; Fungi; Ascomycota; Dothideomycetes; Dothideales; Saccotheciaceae
Product: alpha/beta-hydrolase
Exons: 3
Coding region: 8-1702 (564 amino acids)
Source: RefSeq, a predicted model, not a curated record
AAUUAUCAUGCGGUCUGUUCUCCUUACUCUUACGGCUGUUACUGCUGCUCUGGCAGCACCUCUCGAUGAGAAACGUGCCAUUGGUCCUUCUGCAGUCGUCAAGAACGGAACAGUCGUUGGCAGCACUCUGGGGAAUGUCGAUUCCUUCAAGGGCAUUCCAUUUGCCCUUCCUCCUACUGGUAGUCUUCGAUUGAAACCCCCUCAAUCAAUUACCGCAGCCUAUCCCUCAGGAACGUUUGCAGCCACUGGCGUACCUAAAGCAUGCCCUCAGUUCUUCAGCCAGGUCGACAGCUCCGAUAUCCCUUCUGACGUUCUCGGGGAGCUUCUUAUGUCACCUUUGCUACAGGUGGCUACCAAUACCGGCGAGGAUUGCCUGACUCUCAACGUGCAACGUCCUGCUGGCACUACAUCAUCCAGCAAACUGCCAGUAGUCUUCUGGAUCUUUGGCGGUGGUUUUGAAGUGGGAUCCACACAGAUGUACGACGGAACUCCUCUCGUCUCCGAAUCUGCCACCCUUGGCCACCCUGUCAUUUACGUCGCCGUCAACUACCGCGUAGGAGGCUUCGGCUGGCUUGCUGGAAAGGAGCUACAAGCUGAUGGAUCCACCAACCUCGGACUCAGAGAUCAAAGAAAAGGCCUCGAGUGGGUGGCUGAAAACAUUGCUGCGUUUGGUGGUGAUCCGGACAAGGUCACAAUCUGGGGCGAAUCAGCUGGCGCCAUCUCAGUCUACGACCAGAUGAUCAUCAAUGGUGGCGACAACACGUACAACGGCAAGGCUCUAUUCCGUGGAGCUAUCAUGAACUCGGGAUCUAUCGUGCCAGCUGUCGAAGUUUCACACCCAAAGGCUCAGGCAGUGUACGACGUCGUAGUUAACGCAGCUGGCUGCUCUGGUAGCAGCGAUACACUUGAAUGCCUGAGGACUAUCGACUACGAAACAUUCAUGAGAGCUGCCGACUCAGUCCCUGGGCUGUUCAGCUACCAAAGCAUAGCAUUGGCAUACCUUCCUCGCCCGGACCCCUCAAGCUCCUUCUUCCCAGUUUCUCCCGAGGUCGCGAACCAGAACGGCAAUUAUGCCAAGGUGCCCAUGAUCGCUGGAGACCAAGAAGACGAAGGUCCUCUCUUCAGUCUGGUCCAGAGCAACAUCACAACGGAUGCGCAAUUGCUCGACUACGUUGCAAGCGCCUUCCCCGAUACACCGAGAUCGGUUGUCGCUGCUAAUGUGGCCACUUAUCCCAACGAUCCCAGUGCUGGCUCGCCUUUCAGAACUGGUAUCUUCAACAACAUCUACCCACAAUACAAACGUCUGGCCGCCCUAUUCGGAGAUGCUGUCUUCAAUCUUCGUCGUCGUCAACUUCUCUACACUGCCUCAUCUGUCGUCCCUAUGUGGAGUUACCUCGACAGCCAUCUCUACGGCACUGCAGUCUUGGGAACCUUCCACGGUAGUGAUUUGCUCGCCAUCUUCUUCGGUACUGGUGGUGUUACCACUCAGAAGACCUACCUCGACUACUACACCUCCUUCAUCAACUAUCUCGACCCGAAUGCUAUUGGUAGUGGUGCUCCUUUGAUCUCUUGGCCUCAGUACAACACUACGAAGCCUACGCUGCUGCAGUUGCAGGCGGUUGGUAACAAUCUUUUGCCUGAUACCUACCGCAGUGCUAGUUUCCAGGCUUUGCAGGCGAAUGUUGGUUCUUUCCGUACGUAGUGGAGAUCCUCAUGUAUGUAGUGGUCUCCUGAAUAUAUGUUCAAUGCUCAC